UUGAAUAACAUUUCUAGAUUUUUGGUAAAAUUAUUAUUUCAGAGAAAUUUAGCAAUACAUGCAAACUACAGGACUUCCCUUCGAUAUUCCAUAGAGGUCGCGAUUUCAAUCUCGGUCCAGAGUCUCAGUCCAAAAGGUGUUUAUAAGUAAUCACUAAAUCAUACAUACAGUAUCUGAAAACCUUGGUUUAUUUGGUCGUGUUAUUUGUUAGUUUAAGCCUACUGUACUUUAGAGAUCAUUUGGAACACAAAUCACAAUACCCUUCGGUUAUGAAAGACCAGAGAUCCCUUAAUGGAACCAUAACUUCCAAGUGUUACUAUUAAAAAAGGGUGAUUAAACUGACAUCAAGAGACUAACUGUGGUGGUGCUCUCAAGGACCAGUAAUGGAGACCUUUUUUCGAUUAUGAAAAGUAACUUUAAAGUAGCAUAACAACCAGUUAAAACAAUUACUUGUUAACAGAGUUAAAACAGAGCUAUUCUACUGUAAUCGUUACAAUCUGAACCGCAGCAGUUGCCAUAUAUCAUAAGCAGUCUUUCGUUGAAAAUAAAAGGUAAUCCCUUUUGUACGCAGGCGUCAUGAAUGAAGUUACUCGUCCAUCACUUGGAGGAGGGGUUUUCUGCUUAUAAAGUACGAAGAAAAAAUUCGUUUAACCUAAUCCGUUGGAUAGGUGUCGGUAACCACAUCUCUUUUAUCCUUAGUAUCUAAAACAACGGUCUCUCUCCUGAAGUUCAGUGUUUUAUAUACUUGUUGAUUUCCUUUCCGAGUUUUUUUUUCAACUUUUGUAAUCACCAUGGACAGCACCUUUGAUAACCUGGACGCAGUUGGUUUUCUGAAAAUCUGGCAGCACUUUGACGCUGAUGAUAACGGCUAUAUUGAGGGAAAAGAACUCGAUGAUUUUUUUCGCUAUAUGAUGAAACAACUAGGUGCCGGGAAUAAAAUAACAGAAGAGAAGGUCCAGCGAUUAAAAGAGAGAUUUAUGUCAGCCUAUGAUGCUACUGCUGAUGGACGCCUACAGAUCCAAGAGCUGGCCAAUAUGAUGCUCCCUGAAGAUGAGAACUUCCUACUGCUCUUCCGCAGAGAGACUCCACUGGACAACAGCGUGGAGUUCAUGCAGAUCUGGCGCAAAUAUGAUGCUGAUAGCAGUGGAUUUAUUUCAGCCGUAGAGCUUAAGAGCUUCCUGAAGGACCUGUUUCAGAAACACAAGAAGGUCAUUUCCCCUGAGAAACUGGAUGAAUACACAGAUGCAAUGAUGAAUAUAUUUGACAAAAAUAAAGAUGGACGUCUGGACUUAAAUGAUUUAGCAAGAAUCCUGGCUCUGCAGGAAAACUUCCUCCUACAAUUUAAGAUGGAUGCUUGCAGUCAGGAAGAUAGAAAAAGGGAUUUUGAAAAGAUAUUUGCUCACUAUGAUGUUAGUAAGACAGGAGCAUUAGAAGGGCCAGAAGUUGAUGGUUUUGUCAAAGACAUGAUGGAAUUAGUUAAGCCUAGCAUCAGUGGUAUUGACUUGGACAAGUUCCGCCAAAUUCUGCUGCAUCAUUGUGAUGUGAACAAAGAUGGUAAAAUUCAGAAGAACGAACUAGCGCUAUGUCUGGGAUUGAAAGUAAACCCCUAAUUUACUAAUGAGCAAGAAGCAAUACUAUUGUGAUUAGCCUGCAAAGCAAUGAUAAGCUAUAACAUGAGCUUUGGACCUAUUGGCAUGAUGUAGCUUUUAGAUUCUGAAGAGUAUUGCAUUAGGAGUGGAAGCUGGAGUAUGUGAUGGUAUAUGAACAACCAGUAUGCACUCUUCUAUUCAUUGCACAAAUGCUUGUGGAUUGUGUCAUUGUGGGUAUGUACUGUAAUAUUGUUGCUGAUAUUUAUGUCUUGAAUUCCCAUAGUAGUAAUUCAGUAGCAGAACAAAAGGAUGCUUAUAUGGUCAGUACAGGUAAACCAAUUGCUUCUAUAUUGUGGUUGGCAAAGUAUUGUCACCAGUGAGAGAGUCAAAAGAAAGGCAACACUGAUUAAACGUGAACUUUCUUUUUUUAAUAUUACAAACAUUAGAUUUAUGAAUGUUGUGAUAUUUCUUGUGCUUUGCUUCUGCUUGAUUGUAGCAUUUUGCAUGCGAAACCAACCAAGUGUUUUCUAUCUUGACAAUCAAAUAAACCAUAUUAGUGAUGAAA
Molecule: messenger RNA, 2154 nt
Organism: Lepisosteus oculatus (spotted gar)
Lineage: Eukaryota; Metazoa; Chordata; Actinopteri; Semionotiformes; Lepisosteidae
Gene: scgn
Product: secretagogin, EF-hand calcium binding protein
Biological process (GO): regulation of long-term synaptic potentiation; regulation of presynaptic cytosolic calcium ion concentration
Cellular component (GO): nucleus; cytosol; dendrite
Molecular function (GO): calcium ion binding
Source: RefSeq, a predicted model, not a curated record